UGCCCGUGUGCUGCGGUCACAUGACGCGGAUGUGGUGCGGCUGAAAUGCGGAAGGAACGCGCUGCUCAAACAUGUCAAACUGGGCCAAAACGCUGAAGACCAGCAAGAACAAGCCAAUGGAUCCUAACGUCGACAUCACCAGCACCUAAAAACACAAAUGCUGUAGAGUGGCUGUAAAAAGUCAACGCAAGUGUUCCAAAUGAAGGCCUUGCUCAUCACCUCCGAGAGCGCUGAGGUCCUCUUCCACUGGACAGACCCAAGCUUCCAACACAACAUCCAGGAGCAGUAUGGCGUGGCCCAGGAAGAAGGCCAGAAGCUUCCAGCCUUUGAGGACAGCAUCAGCACCUUGUUUGCGCCCAUCAUCAUUUCCUGUAGCUCCAUGGUGGACAGCCUGGGUGACAGCUACACGUGCUUCAACACAGAGAACAACCACACUUAUGUACUACACCAGUUCGACGAGUGUCUCUACAUUGCUGUGAACGGAGACGGCGAGGAGGAGGAGGAUGAUCUGAGGAGGAAGAUCCAUGUGACCAAGAAGAUGAUUGAGGUGCACUUCGGAAUGGUCACCCUCAGCGGUAGCCUGAUCAGGAGAGAGCUGCGUCCUCAAGACGUGGAGCAGAGGGAACGUCUGUGGAAACAUCUCCAGAGCCUGCUGGACACCUACAACUACCUCAGGGAAAACGACCAGAGCUUCUUGGUGGAGGCCGUAGAGAGACUGAUCCACCCCACGCUGUGCGAGCAGUGCAUCGAGUUCUUGGAGCGCCGUUUAGUUCAGCAGCUCAACUCCAGCGUGGAGAGGGCAGGAGAAGAAGUCCAGCAUGCAUUCAUCCUGGUGCACACCAAACUGCUGGCCUUCUACUCCAGCCGCAACGCGAGCACGCUCGCCACUUCAGACCUGCUGGCCCUCAUCAUCAUGGCCCAGAACAUGUAUCCUAGCAACAUGGACCAAGACGAACAUUCUUCUGAGGACGUUGAUAGUACCAGCGGCUCAGGCCCAGAAAGCUUCUACACUCCUCAGCCUUCCCCUACCAAUUCCAGUGGUUCAGAAAAACAAGCGAGAGAAGAAGCUACAGUGUUUGAGUUUGUGGAUCCAGACAUUCAUAUGGCAGAAGACAGUCUGCACAGUCUGGAGGUUCCUCCCCCUGACCCAUCCACGCCACGCAGGGUCUUUCUUGAAGUUUCCCACAAGGAGGGCCUGUAUCCCAUGAUGCCUCACUCCAUGUACUGUCUGCCACUAUGGCCCGGCAUAACACUGGUGCUGCUCACUAAGAUUCCCACGAGUGCAGUGGCCGCGUCCGUGUACAUGUUCCUAGAGGCCUUUGCCAAGCUGGAGAAGCGUUUGAGUGAAGGCCAGGAAGGGUCGUCUGCUACGAGAAGUCAACCAACAAUAUAUGAUAUCAGAAGCAAGCUGGACAAGUUUAUCAAAGCUCUUGGGCCCAGUGACAUUCAGUCUGCACAGUUACAAAAUGUCUGGAGCGAGUUUAAAAACCGAGCCUUUUCCCGAGGUGGACCUGGCUUCACCACAGAUCUUAUCCCUUGGUGCAAGAACAUGAAGACCCAGCUGUGUGGCGUUUAUCGCCAGUGCUUCCUCAUUGACUCCGGAGAGUCUGACGUUCCUCGGAAACUCUCCCCCAGUCUGCAGGAGCGAGCCCAGGCCAUGCUGCAGGAAAAGCUGAUAGACUGGAAGGACUUCUUGCUGGUGAAAAGCAAGAGAAACAUCACAAUGGUGUCCUACCUGGAGGACUUCCCAGGCCUCAUCCACUUCAUCUGCGUGGAUCGAUCCACGGGCCAGAUGAUCGCACCAUCCCUUUACUUCACCGAGCGCACUACGUCGGAGCUGGGCAAAGGACCCGUGGCUCGGUUUAUCAAAAACAAGGUGUGGAGGCUGGUGAGCACAACACGGCGCUACCUCCAAAAGGGUUACUCCACCGUCACCCUGCGAGACGGCGACUUCCACUUCUGCUACUUCCUCUGGUUCGAAAAUGAAACCGGCUACAAGUUGGAGGCAGCGGAAAUGCCCAUCCUACCCGAUGACACUGCCCCCAUCGGGAUGCUGGCGUGGGACUACUACAGGAAGCUCCUGCGCUACUACGCUAAGAGCCACCAGGGCGAAGUGGUGAAGUGCUACGAGUUGCUAACGGUGCACCUGGGUGUCAUCCCCACUGACAUCAUCCUGCAGCACUGCAGACAGCUGGCCAGCAAGCUAUGGGAGCCCUCACGCAACCCACUCCUCUAGACACUAAGCUAAGACCGCGGCGCACUGCAUGACAUUUGAAUAUUUUAUCAAUACACGUCAGUCUGAUUUUUAGUUUUUCCCCUUUUUUAUUUCUACAAUUAUGUAUGGAAUAUGUGGUGCUUAAUUUCAUGCAGUAUUUAACUUCACCUUACUGUAUGUAUGUAUGUCCAAUUUUUGUUUUUACAUUGUUGGAGUACAUGUGUUUGUGUGCAUGCAAAAAAAAAAAAAAUGAAAGUGCUUGUUUUUCAAUGAACAGCAACAAAA
Syngnathoides biaculeatus (alligator pipefish) is the source of this 2500-nucleotide messenger RNA. RefSeq names its product HPS1 biogenesis of lysosomal organelles complex 3 subunit 1 (gene hps1). Gene Ontology annotation, cellular component: BLOC-3 complex. The transcript has 18 exons. The coding region runs from base 200 to 2236 and encodes 678 amino acids. Lineage: Eukaryota; Metazoa; Chordata; Actinopteri; Syngnathiformes; Syngnathidae. Gene Ontology annotation, biological process: melanosome assembly; vesicle-mediated transport. The record is from RefSeq and is a predicted model, not a curated record. Gene Ontology annotation, molecular function: guanyl-nucleotide exchange factor activity.